UCAACAUGAUGGCGUAGCAUUUGGCGCUGUAACAUUAGUCCCUCCCAUAAGGUGCUAACCGAGUUAGCUGCAUGUCCUUGCCAUGGUGUUUGCCUGGUCAUGAACUGUUAACGUUAAUGUUAGUCGGUAAAGCGGCAGUUGUCAUUCAUUCUCCGAGAGACGAGACGCACAUUGCAGCUUUUAAUAGAAAAGACUUCUAUUUACUGCUAAAUUACGAGCCAACCACAGCACUAUCGCCACCAACUGUUUGUGGAUGUGAUCAUCAAAGGUCCUGUUGAUAUGUGCCAAAUGUGAGUGACGUAGAAGCUCCACCAUGGUGAAAAUAUUCAUCGGGAACUUGUCACCAGACACUACAGCCGAUGAACUUCGCUCUCUCUUCUCCCAAUAUGGCAAGAUUGGAGAAUGCAGUAUUGUCAAGAACUUUGGCUUUGUGCACAUGGAUGACAAAGCGGAGGCCGAAGAAGCCAUCAGCAACCUCCACCAUUACGAGCUAAAUGGCCAGCCAAUGAAUGUAGAAUUGAGCCGUGGCAAGUCGAGAGGAUCCACUAAACUACAUGUUGGCAACAUUGCCUGUACCAACCAGGAGCUGAGGGCCAAGUUUGAAGAGUUUGGCUCCGUGUUGGAGUGUGACAUAGUAAAAAACUAUGCUUUUGUUCACAUGGAUCGAAUGGAGGAUGCCCUGGAAGUCAUUAAUCAGUUAGACAACACAGCUUUUAAAGGCAAACUGAUGAGCGUGAAGCUUUCGACUAGCCGCCUGCGUACUGCGCCGGGAAUGGGAGACCGAUCGGGUUGUUAUCGUUGCGGGCAGGAAGGCCACUGGUCCAAAGAAUGCCCUCUAGACCAAAAUGGCUUCCACAGAAACGGCUCAGAGCCAAAGUCUGAUGAAUACGAUACCUCGAGAUUUGGCGGGCGUGCUCGCAACAGGGGUUAUCCGGACUUCAGUGGCGAUCCAGAUUAUGGUGCCGGCUAUGCUCCUGUACAUGGUUUUUCCCGGGGUUCUGGUCACAGCAGCAGCAUUGCAGGGUACAGAAGGGGUUCAGGCUACGAGAGUGCAAUGAGAUACGGGCCGCAUCCAGGUUACGGCAUAAGCGCUGUUGCUGAACAUAGCAUGGCUCGGAUGUAUGGCAGUGAGGCGGCAUACAGGAGCAACAGCUCACUCUAUGGCGCGGUACCAACCUACCCAAUGCAACGGUCGCCUUAUGAGGAAAGAGAUCCAUACGGGGUUGUGGACUACUACGAGAAGUACAGGGCCAAUUCUUACGGCGGCAGUUAUUUCGAGGAACGUCGCGCUGUCCCCUUGCCUGCUCCAUCAACAUCUUCCACAGCUUUAAUGAGGGAACGUCUGCCCCCCUCUAGCCUCGACCCAUACGAGUGCCCUCCCGUCCCUCAUCCAGCAGCCCCAGUCUCCUCAUACUACGCACGUGACCGGAGUCCGAUUCGGAGAGUCCCUAUCGAGGCAGAUGGAUACGCAUAUGAGCGUUCGCGGCUUUCCCCGGUGCCCGCCCUCCCAAGAAGUUCUACCUAUGGCCACCUGCGGGAUCCCGCCGUCGAUCGGGCACGAUAUACAUACUAAUCCUUGUUGCAUACAGCCAGGUGAGAGCUGUCUGACAUUUAGUCGAUAGGAUAGCCUAAGUGCCAUUGGAAUCACUGAAAAUGAAACAUUCAACAUAAUAUGUCAUUGGUAAUAUCAAAGGCAAAAGUCAGCCCUCUGUGUAUGUGAGGCGUUUGGGUAGUAAGAAUAAGGCUACAAUAAAGCUUACCAACCAUAAUAGCCAACAAGUAUAUUUCAAUGUGAAUGGUUGUCUGCCCUCACAUGCUAUGAUUUCAUUCCAGGUACUCUGAAAUGCAGUACAACUUAUGCUCCGUUGACCACCUUUCAUUGUCCUAUUUACGUGUUGUGCUAUUGGUGCCGUUCUGAAAUGGUUUAGCCUAACUGCAGAUACCGGGUUUAUCCACAUCCUGGUUGACGUCUAUUCAUGAGACUGUAAGAACUUAAUUUUUGCCCCUCUUAAAUUAACUAUAUGUUUAUACUCUAUUUAGACUCAGUUAAUAGAAGCAAAUUAAAUUAGUGCAUGGUGCAUGUUUUAAAGGCGAGUCUUAGUCACACUAAUUGAAUUUAAUAUUUUUUUCAGCUGAAUUUAAUGUAUUACCAUGUUCAUUUUACUGUAUUUGUGUUUGUGUAAGUUCACAUUGUUAUUUGAUAUGUGAAGCAAUGGAAAAACAAAUUUGAAUACUCUUCAAAUACUGUUUCAUCACCUACAUUGUUUAACCUGUGGGCAUAAAUGUCACACCUGUACCAAAUAUGGACCAGCACAGUUAUAAAAAUGGUUACACUUUUGUAUUUUAGUUAUAUCAAACUUUUAUUUUUAUUUUUACUAAGUUAACUUUUAUCCAGCUGCAUUGUGAUUUUUUUUGUCACUAGGCACAUUACUUACAUUAAAUAGAUUUUCAUUGCUGUGAUAAAUAUGAGGCUUUUCAUUUUGAACAUAUGUUAUAGUUUCAUAAUCAACAUGACGUCAAAUGUCUAUGUUGUCAGUAUUGAUUUCUAAUGAAGAGGUUAAAAAUAAAAUCUGUUUGUCUAAAGCCUGAAAA
Molecule: messenger RNA, 2592 nt
Organism: Cottoperca gobio
Lineage: Eukaryota; Metazoa; Chordata; Actinopteri; Perciformes; Bovichtidae
Product: RNA-binding protein 4.1-like
Exons: 4
Coding region: 314-1573 (419 amino acids)
Cellular component (GO): nucleus
Molecular function (GO): zinc ion binding; mRNA binding
Source: RefSeq, a predicted model, not a curated record